AUGGUGAAUGUGUUCGCUGUGCCAGUGUUCUUCAUCCUCUUUCGAGAGACAGUCGAGACAGUCAUCAUCGUCUCAGUAUUGUUGUCCUUCCUGAAACAGCAGCUUGGCCCAGAUCAGGACCCGACCGUGUACAAAAGACUGCGAAAACAGGUAUGGGCUGGAACUGGCGCUGGCCUCGUCAUCUGCCUUAUCAUCGGCUGUGGUCUCAUCGGUGCUUUCUAUGGCUUGGGCACUGAUGCCUGGGGUAAGACUGAAAAGAUCUGGGAGGGCGUCUUCUCGAUGGUCGCUUCUAUUGUCAUCACGGUCAUGGGUGCAGCCCUCCUUCGAGUUUCGAAGCUUCAGGACAAAUGGCGUGUAAAGCUUGCAAAGGCACUCGAUACAAAAGGAAGUGGUUCUGCCAAGUUUGGAGAAAAAGCAAGGAUCUGGGCUGAGAAAUAUGCCAUGUUCAUGCUGCCUUUCAUUACGGUACUGAGAGAGGGUCUCGAAGCUGUUGUGUUUAUUGGUGGUGUAAGUCUUGGCCUGCCUGCCACAUCCAUUCCUUUGGCAGUCAUCUGUGGUCUUUUAGCCGGAUGUUUGAUCGGAUACGGCAUCUAUCGAGGAGGCAAUGCUGCUCCCUUGCAGAUCUUCCUCAUCGUCAGCACAUGCUUCUUGUACUUGGUCGCUGCCGGUCUGUUCUCGCGCUCGGUCUGGUACUUUGAGCAGAACACAUGGAACAAGCUGACUGGUGGUGACGCCUCGGAAAAUGGUAGUGGCCCUGGCUCAUACGACAUCCGUCAAAGUGUUUGGCAUGUCAACUGCUGUAGUCCUGAUCUGAAUGGAGGAGGUGGCUGGGGCAUCUUCAAUGCUCUUCUCGGUUGGCAGAACAGUGCCACAUAUGGUAGCGUCAUCGCCUACAAUCUAUACUGGAUCGUGGUCAUUACAGGAUUCGUCUUGUUGAGAUUUAAGGAGAAGAGAGGUCGAUGGCCAUUGAUGAAGGCAAGAAAAGAAGCUACACGGUCAGUCUCCGAGUCCAAGACUGGUCGUGACGAUAGCUCAACCGAUGAUAUGAGCGAGAAGCACACAGCUCAAGUCCGUGUGCAGAGUGCAAGGGACAUCAGUCCAGCAUAA
This is a messenger RNA of Lithohypha guttulata, 1107 nucleotides long. RefSeq names its product high-affinity iron permease (gene FTR1). Lineage: Eukaryota; Fungi; Ascomycota; Eurotiomycetes; Chaetothyriales; Trichomeriaceae. The coding region runs from base 1 to 1107 and encodes 368 amino acids. Gene Ontology annotation, cellular component: high-affinity iron permease complex; plasma membrane. Gene Ontology annotation, biological process: iron ion transmembrane transport. Gene Ontology annotation, molecular function: ferrous iron transmembrane transporter activity. The transcript has 2 exons. The record is from RefSeq and is a predicted model, not a curated record.